AUGAGCCAUCAAAACACCCCUCAUUUACAUAAUAAGAAGACCCCGGGCUCGUUGGCCCCGGAGAACGGAAAGCCAUUAUUGGAUUCUAAUUCAUGUGUGUCGGAUUCUCAGGCCACCAACACCAAACAACUUUUGAAUGCAUACGUGUAUGAUUUUCUCAUCAAGAGUAGAUUGCCACAAACGGCAAAGAUUUUUGUUAAUGAAGCCGAAGUACCCUCAAUUCAAAACCAAUCUGGUGCAUCAUCCAAGAUCAAUUCACCUCAAGGAGCACCACCAACACCCAACAGUUACCAACGAAUUCAAAAAGACAAUAAUUUACCUAAUCUUUCAAUGGCAAUGGAUGAUCCACAAGGGUUCUUGUUUGAAUGGUGGCAAGUAUUCUGGGAUGUUUACAAUGCCCGGAAUCAAAAGGGUGGCUCACCAUUGGCUUCACAGUACUACCAACUUCAACUCAUGAAGCAACGUCAACAACAGGAUAUGCAAGGGUUGAAUGUUCCAAUGAUGACUGGUCAGCCUCAGAGUGCCGAACAACAGCACCAUCAGAGAAUGAUGAUGCAAAUGAUGAUGAAGCAACAGCAACAACAGCAGCAACAACAACAACAACAACAACACCAACAACAACAAGGAAUCCCAAUGCAGCAGCAACAGCUUUCUCAACAACAGUUACAACAGCAAUUGCAGCAACAACAGCAACUCUCUCAACUAUCCCAACUUCCACAACAACAGCAACAACAACAACAACAUCAUCAUCCACAACAACAUCCACAGCACCCACAACACCCACAACACCCUCAACAACAUCCACAGCACCCACAGCUCCCAAUGGAUCAACAGAACAUGCACAUGUCACCAAAUGGAAAUAAUAUGAACAUGCAACAACAAAUGUUUCUUGUUCAGCAACAACAGCAACAGCAACAAUCUCAGAAUCGAAUUCAACAGCUUGCUCAAUCUCAAAUGAAUAAUUUAAGACAACAAGCUGCUGCUCAACAAAAGAGCAACUCUGAUCAUUCUUCUCCGGUGACAAAUCCAAGAAUGUUUCCUCAAAUGGCGGGUCCAGGCCAACAGGGCCAAGGACAAGUUCCACAAGGUCCACAUGGUCCACCAGGUGCUCCUGGUUCUGCUUCUAGUGCGGGUGUAGGUGGUCCUGGUGGGUCUAUUGGUCCCCCUGGGCAUGGAAGUCCUCAAAGCUUUCCACCUAAUGGUGCGUACAAUCAACUGCAAGCUUCGCAACCUGUCCAACCAACGCAGCCACAUCAACAGCCGGCCUUGAGAGCAAAUAGCGUUGGUAAAAGUAUGCCAGGGACACCAGCUAAUGGAGGAGCCAUUGUUGGAAACGGUAAUAAUAACCGUAAUAUGAAUGCCUUACAGGAUUAUCAAAUGCAAUUGAUGUUGUUGGAGAAACAAAACAAGAAGAGACUUGAUAUCGCACGUAGUAAAGGAGCUGAACCUAAUUCUUUGGGUGGAAUAAAUUCAGGAAUGUUACCCCCAGGGGCAGGACCGCAAGUAAAGGUUUCCCCAGUACCUACAUCAAACUCUCCCGUGAUAAAUAAUAAGCCUUCGCCCGGUGCAGCUGCAAAUAAACGUAAAAAGGAACCACCAAAGAGGAACCGGAAAUCAAGUGUCACUGCAGCAACACCAUCUGCGAGUGAAUCCACGUCAAAUGGCUCUGUACAGGCGGGUGCUCCUUCAAUCAAGAAGGAUUAUUCUGCUCCUUUGACACCAGCAUCAGAAACCCCAUUAGACUCAGCACAAGGAAAUAAGAGGAAGAAGAAGAAUAUUGGAGCAUCCGAAUCGCCUAAAAAGACAAGUAAGCCUAAUCCAAAGGCUGCCAGUGGGUCUGGAACCACUGGUGGUCCUAAAGAGACUGACACAAAUGAUCCUAAACUCAAGGAGGAAGAUGCUGGUGCAAAUGCUGGACUUCAGCAACCAUCUUCGCUUCCAUCUGCUGUUUCUGGUAACUUCUCCGGCUCUCUUGAAAGUGGUUCUGAUCAAAUAUUCAAUGUGGAGAUGCUUUCAGGGAACAGUAUUGGUAAUGAAUCUGGAAUGUUUGGAUCUAACGGUAACAGUGGCCGUAUAGAUGACAUUGAUUUUGAUUUCAAUCUGUUUUUAGAUGGAGGUGCAGACAAUGGACUCAAUGAUGGUAUUGGUGGGUUUAAUUGGGGACACGAUGGGGAAUAA
[Candida] anglica is the source of this 2178-nucleotide messenger RNA. Lineage: Eukaryota; Fungi; Ascomycota; Pichiomycetes; Serinales; Debaryomycetaceae. The record is from the annotation of a GenBank genome assembly.